Messenger RNA from Brenthis ino (lesser marbled fritillary), 207 nucleotides. NCBI's taxonomy places the organism in Eukaryota, Metazoa, Arthropoda, Insecta, Lepidoptera, Nymphalidae. The record is from the annotation of a GenBank genome assembly.
AUGGUACUCGCGACUCGAAAGCGAACUCCGCCGGUUGACUCCAUUUUUAGACCUGGACUGCGCGUGCGCACUGAGCCCGCUGCCAGUGCCCGACGAGCUGCCAUGAGGCCGUGUCGCCCGCUACCACACCGUCUUCGCAAAGGAAUACUUUGGGACGUGACAUUGUCAGUGGUGAGAGUCGUAGCAAAAAAAGGGGAGCACAAAAAA